Messenger RNA from Frankliniella occidentalis (western flower thrips), 1784 nucleotides. RefSeq names its product methionine-R-sulfoxide reductase B1. The record is from RefSeq and is a predicted model, not a curated record. Gene Ontology annotation, molecular function: peptide-methionine (R)-S-oxide reductase activity. Bases 190 to 765 code for a protein of 191 amino acids. Gene Ontology annotation, biological process: protein repair; response to oxidative stress. The transcript has 5 exons. Lineage: Eukaryota; Metazoa; Arthropoda; Insecta; Thysanoptera; Thripidae. Gene Ontology annotation, cellular component: cytoplasm.
AUGCAAAUCCGUUUCUAGCAGAAAACCAGAAUGGUUGUAGAAUUUUGAUGCCGACAUUUCGGACCUUUCCAGAAAACUUGUGUUGCGUCAAUACGCGACCAUUAAGAAUCUUUGUUCAAUAUCAAAUUUAAGGUGUGAACGAUUGCUAACCUUAUUACAUUAAUACUGUUGUUGUGCUCUUUGGGAACUAUGAAUUAUGUCACUGGUUCUCUGAUUUUAAAGCGCAUUGGAAAUUUUGUUCUUAAACGGAACCACGCUGCUGUCUUGAGUGGAUUGGGAGCUGCACAAGCAGAAAGAAAUAUGUCUGACAAAGGGAAGGAGUCCAAAGAGGAAUUGAAGAAAAGGCUGAGUCCAAUUCAAUAUCAUGUUACUCAAGAAAAGGGAACUGAAAGAGCAUUCACCGGAAAGUACAACAAAACUAAAGAUGCUGGCAUUUACAGCUGCAUUGUUUGUUCUCAUGACUUAUUUUCAUCCUCAACUAAGUUUGAAUCUGGAUGUGGAUGGCCAGCAUUUAGUGAUGUUAUCGAUCAAGGCCGAGUGAAGCUCAGCAAGGAUGCAUCACACGUUGGAGCCAACCUGCUAUUAUUGAUCGCGAACCCAGGUAUGGUCCGGACGGAGGUGACGUGCUCCAACUGCGGUGCACACCUGGGACACGUGUUCAACGAUGGACCCAAACCGUCGCGCAAGAGAUUCUGCAUCAACAGUGCAUCCCUCGACUUUCGCCAAUGUGACCCGUCUGGUACCAACCUUGUGAACUUACAGUGAUACUUUAAUUAUAUUAUUAAAAUUUGUUAAUUUCUGUGUAGUUGACAUUUUUGUUACGUCUGCUUCAUAAUUGGAGAAAAUGCUCACUUUGUUAGUCUUCUUGGCCUUCGACUGGUUCAGGAUUUUACUGUCGGUAGUGCUCUUUUUUCUGUAACACUCAUUUUUAAAUCCCUCAUCAGUUGGAUAAUUAUUUGGCUUGGAUAUUAUUUGUAUUUUUUAAAAUAAUAAUGACAAUUAGGGCUCUUUUACGGGUUAACAAGAGGGGGUAAUUUAACAAUUUGUUUGUUACCUGAGGUAAUAAAGUACAGAGGCUGUUAAUCUCUUAUAAAACAGUGAAAGGUAGUGUUGCUCUGAUUAUAAUUAAGAAAAAUCUGUUUUCAUUUAAGUGUUUGCUAAAUCAAGAAAAAUAGACAUUGUUGGAAAUAGGACCAACAUUCAACAAAAGCGGUGCAUUUUAAAUGUGGUACACAAGUGGACAAGUGUAUAUGCAUGAAAAUUACAUGCCUGAUGGAUAGCCAAAGUUUGCACAUGUUUUUGCUGAUGUUUGGACCUAUUGAUAAAACUCAAGCACACCCUUUUGUAAUUAUACUUACAAAUUAAAUUUUGCUCUCUAUGCUAUUAAUUUUAGUCACUUUAAUUUGGUCACCAGCAUAAGAAUAACUUUUUAUGGAAGACAAUGGAUACUCAAUACCAGUCCAUACUUAAGAUGGAUAUUUUUGUAUGGAUAUUUUAAAGGUGGUCAGAGUUAAGGUCUUAAACUUCUUACUUUUGUACCUGUUAAAGUGCAACCGUGAGAGUUCAAUUAUUUACUUUGUACUUGACUUUCUAUUUGAAAGUGACCAGUUUGAUAUUGGAUUGUUUAAGAUGAUGAUGUAUGACAUUUCACGUGAUCAUUACAAUGUUACUACUUAUACUAUUCUACUUAAUUUGGGUGAAAGCUAAUUAAUACAGUAACAGCUAGUCAACUUUAAGUGAUUAAUCAAACCUAUUUAUUAAUAAAUAUAUUUUUGAGACGCUAA